CAGUUCCCUAAGCUACCUGGGUAAGGCCCAAAAUGGCUUCUCUUAGUGUCAAUGUCGUGUGAGUCCCGCCUGGGACUGUAACCUGUGUCUUGUCUUUGACAUUCACACCUGUUUCCCCCUUUUCCGGCUGGUUUGCUUUCCCUGCUGAGGUGAACAGGCUAGAGUAAUGGCAGGGCUUGUCCCUUGGGCGGCAAGUAGGAGACUAUGGGGCUGGAUGACCUCAACAUGCAGAAGCUUCUCUCUGGGUGUUCCACUAUCGGCCUAUGUAAGGCUUACUCUUCCGCCUCCCAAAGUGGUUGAUCGCUGGAACGAGAAGAGGGCUCUGUUUGGUGUAUACGACAACAUUGGAAUCCUGGGGAAUUUCGAAAAGCAUCCAAAAGAACUGAUCAGGGGCCCAGUAUGGCUUCGAGGCUGGAGAGGAAAUGAAUUGCAGCGUUGUAUCCGAAAGAAGAAAAUGGUGGGAAGCAGAAUGUUCAUCGAGGACCUGCACAACCUUAACAAACGGAUCAGAUAUCUCUACAAACACUUUAACCGACGUGGGAAGUACAGAUAGGACAGGGAGCUGGAGAGAUAUGUUUGUCAUCCUGGAGAAGGGAGCAGGACUGAUCCCAGCAAGGAAAGAGCUUUGUGUGCUCUCUGUAAUAAAGAUGGGCUUCUUUGGAAUCUGAUAUGCACAGUGCAAUAUCUACUCAUUCAUGCACAUCCCUAAGUCACAUGAUCUUUUGUUAAGAUUACUUAUGAUGGUUUAUUGCUGGCACUUUCUGACACUGGCCCUUCAUGUGUGUUUUUAAAGAUUUGUUUUUGUUUUUUUGUAAUCUUGGCGAUGAAUCCAGGGGCUUGCUCAUUCUAGAGAAAUGCUCUGCCCCCAGCUGCACGGGCCCUUGGAAGUGUAGCUGUUGUUCCUAAAGACUCCGCCACACCAAAAUAAAUUGGGAAAGUGAAAUUACACUUUGUACUGCUCUCAUCAGAAUAAACUAGGGAACCUUUCUGAGUAGAAUAGCAUUUCCCAUUCUCUUGAGAGCAGUACUGGGGAUGAUAAUCUUGGGCCACGCCCAGUUUUAUGAAGUGUAAAAGAUCACACCCAGAUUGCCCUUGUGCUAGGCAAGCACUCGACCAACUGAGCACCCCAUUUAAAAACAAAAUGAGAGGAGUUGGAAGGGAAUAUGGUCUCAGUAAAUAACUCUGCUCUGGAGCUUACUCUAUAGAACAGGCUGCCUUAUGUCUCAGAGAUGGACCUGCCUCUGUCCUGAGUGCUGAGAUAAAUGUGUGUACCACUACACCUGGCCCUUUCUCAGCUUUUUAAUAGAAAUGUCAAGUGUCAUGGGAGAGUACACAUGGGAGAGGAAGCUGAAUUUGUCACCAGAGUCUCCUCCCAAGCUACAGAGGCUGAUGAAAAGAGAUGAAAUGAAUCUUGGUCUUCAUGUGUAGUUACUUUUAAUUUGCUUUCUAGAUACAAGGUCUCCUGUAGCUCAGACCGACCUGGGACUUCCUACAUAGCAGAGGCUAAAUGUGUACUCCUGACCCUCCAGUCUCCACCUCCCAAUGCUGGGAUUACAGGUGUCUGCUACCAUGCUGAGGUUGUUUGUUUGGGUUUUUUUUUAGAAAAGAAAAAUGUCAUUUAAUAAAGAUAUUCUAAUAGAGGCUUAAGCACCAGGGCUAUGAGAGAGAUGCUCAGAUGAAAUAAAACACUUGAAAGCAUGA
Molecule: messenger RNA, 1701 nt
Organism: Grammomys surdaster
Lineage: Eukaryota; Metazoa; Chordata; Mammalia; Rodentia; Muridae
Gene: Mrpl51
Product: mitochondrial ribosomal protein L51
Exons: 3
Coding region: 167-553 (128 amino acids)
Biological process (GO): translation
Cellular component (GO): mitochondrial large ribosomal subunit
Molecular function (GO): structural constituent of ribosome
Source: RefSeq, a predicted model, not a curated record